GCAACACAGUCCGAAUCAUCCUCUUCUUUAUCUCUCCGCACACACUUAUUUCGUAUCUGUUCUUCCCUUCUCAUUUUAUCAAUUCUUUGCAUCAUCUCCUUCUCCUCACAUUUUCUACACAAAAGGGAAAUAUAUCUCUGCAAUUUGAAAUUAGGGUUAGGGUUUUCGCCCAAAAAAGGAAGGGGGAAGAAGGAAGCUGGACAAGAACAACCGUUCCUUUAUGAUACAAAAGGUUUCUCAGAUCGUCUUCUUCAUCAUCGCGUUAUUAAUUUUGGUGGCGCAAUCCUCUGCGGCGUUCCACGGUAGCAAAAACAGCAUCAUGAAGGUUCAUCCUGUUCCGCGAAAACGCAACAUCUCAAUCCAGUUCGGCGUAGACGGAGGGAACACCAUGUCAGAGGCGCAGGCGCUGUUGGGGAUCGCCGGCAAGAAGCUCCGGAGACUCCCGCACGUGUUCAGCUGCGUCCUGGAGCUCCCGUUCCGCUCCGACGCCGACGUGGUGGUGGAGGAGGACCCUGACUGCUUCCGCUUCGUGGCGGAGACCGACGGUAUCGUCGACGUGAGGGCGCACACGGUGGAAAUCCACCCUGGCGUGACGAAGAUCGUGGUGAGGGACGGAGGCUCGGUGGAGCUCUCGCUCGACCAGCUCGAACUCGAUAUGUGGAGGUUCCGGUUACCGGAAUCGACGCGGCCGGAGCUUGCGAGCGCUGUCUUCGUCGACGGAGAGCUCAUCGUGACGGUGCCGAAGGGGCACGGAGAGGAAGAUGGGGAUGGUGAUAGAGGUAUGGGUCGUGGUAGACUUGUGCUUGUACAGUAAUGGAUGAGUGAGUGAGUGAGCUGUGGCAUUAGAGACAUGUUCUUUGGGAAUAUGUGCAGAUUUGUAAAGUACAGGGGUUGAGGAUAUAUAGCUGCAAUUUUCUGCAUGUGGUGGGGUUGGCUUCAUAUAUGUUAAUGAUACAUUGCAUAUUGAAUGAAUUAGUCUGUUCAGCUUACAUAAUGUGAGACGAGAAAGGCCAUCUUUUCAAAUCUCUUGAAUGUUUUGUUGGCAUUUGAACAAACUAGGCCAAUUCUUUGUAUACUUGCCUUUGAAUCUCAUCUCUUCUGCUGAAGUAUUAAAGUGUGCCCACUUUUUAAUGUUAAAAGUACAUUGGAAUCACGAGCUUU
Vigna umbellata (rice bean) is the source of this 1161-nucleotide messenger RNA. RefSeq lists its product as uncharacterized. The record is from RefSeq and is a predicted model, not a curated record. NCBI's taxonomy places the organism in Eukaryota, Viridiplantae, Streptophyta, Magnoliopsida, Fabales, Fabaceae.